Molecule: messenger RNA, 3836 nt
Organism: Andrographis paniculata
Lineage: Eukaryota; Viridiplantae; Streptophyta; Magnoliopsida; Lamiales; Acanthaceae
Product: exportin-T-like
Exons: 14
Coding region: 420-3395 (991 amino acids)
Biological process (GO): tRNA re-export from nucleus
Cellular component (GO): cytoplasm; nuclear pore; nuclear matrix
Molecular function (GO): tRNA binding; small GTPase binding
Source: RefSeq, a predicted model, not a curated record
UAUUAGUUGGGAGGUAUAAAGCAUGGUGAUGGGUUGAAAAGGCCCGAAAAUAUCCGCCUCUUUCAGGAGUUAUAUAAGCCCCACAGGUCUUUCGAUUCAAGCUUCUUCUCCGUCUCUGAAUUUGUCAUACGUAUGCGCUUAAUACAGUUUAAUUGUUACAAGUUUUGAACCUCUAAAUCUCAUUGGGAAUUGGAUUUGAAUUGGGAAAAGAAAGGGUUUAUGAUUUUGAUUGCUGAUUCCACCCCAAGGCUAGUUCUUUAAUCAAUUUAUCAAUAAUCUCAGGUAAGGGGGCUUGUUUGUUUUAUCGUUUUUGAUUCCCGGAAGGAGCUUGAAAUUGAUUCUUUUAGCCAAUUGGAACUUUGUGAAGUGGGGAAGAGGGGUUUGUAUCUCUUUAGGGGGUUUAGGGUUUUUAAAGAGAUAUGGAUGAUCUGGAAAAGGCAAUUUUGAUAGUGUUUGAUGAAUCGGGCGCGGUUAAUUCGGGUCUAAAAGAACAAGCUGCUGCUUAUAUUCAUCAAAUUAAAGAGAAUCCAUCGAUCCAUAGCGUGUGUGUGGAGAAAUUGCGUUUUUCGAAGCUAGUUCAGGUGAAGUUUUGGUGUUUGCAGUGCCUCCAUGAAGCGCUUCGUUUGAAGUAUUCGUCAAUGGCAAUGCAGGAGAAAUCUUUUAUUAGGGAGUCUCUGAUCUCUGUGGCGUGUUCUAAAUCUGCGGGUGAUAAUGGCAGUGAUUUGGUGAGCGUAUUGGAAGGCCCUGCGUUUCUUAAGAACAAGCUUGCUCAGGUUAUAGUAACUUUGAUUUAUUUCGAAUAUCCGAUGGUAUGGCCUUCUGUGUUUGUCGAUUUCUUGCCAAAUUUAAGCAAUGGAGCUGGUGUCAUCGAUAUGUUUUGUCGAAUAUUGAAUGUGAUGGAUGAUGAGUUGAUUAGCAUGGAUUAUCCGCGAAGCGGGGAUGAUGUGGCUGUGUCGGGCAGGAUUAAGGAUGCGAUGAGGGUGCAAUGUGUGCCUCAGAUAGUUGCGACGUGGUAUGAUAUAGUUUCAGUUUAUCGGAAUUCAAACCACGAGCUUUGUGUAUGUGUUUUGGAUUCUAUGAGGAGGUUUGUUUCAUGGAUUGACAUUGGCUUGAUUGCCAAUGAUGCAUUUGUUCGAUUGUUGUUUGAGCUGAUCUUGACAGAUGGACUUCUGGAUCAGCUUCGGGCAGCUGCAGUUGGGGUUAUUCUUGCCGUGGUUGCGAAGAGGAUGAUGGAUUUUAAAUCGAAGCUUUCUCUAUUACAAAGCCUGCAGAUGGGAAGAAUUUUUAGUUUAGUUACUGGGGAUAGCGACUCGGAGUUGACUUGUAGUGUCGCUUCUUUGGUCGCGGGGUAUGCAACGGAAGUUUUGGAAUGUUCGAAGAGAUUGAAUGCAGAAAACGGUAAAGAACUGUCGUUAGAGCUUCUGAAUGAGGUCAUGCCGUCGGUUUUUUAUGUCAUGCAGCAUUGCGAAGCUGAAUUGGUGCCCAGCAUUGUGCAGUUUCUGUCGGCUUAUGUGGGAACGAUGAAGAGCGCUUCCUCGUUGUCCGAGAGUCAUGUUUUUCAUCUCGGAAAAAUAUUAGAAAUAAUCCACGCACUCGUUCAGUUUGAUCCUGCUUAUCGCAACAAUCUUGAUGUGCUGGACAAGGUAGGUAGGGAGGAACAAGACAGGAUGAUGGAGUUUCGUAAGGAUUUUUUUGUUCUCCUCCGGAGUAUCAGCCGUGUUGCGCCGGAUCUGACUCGAUUAUUUAUUAGAAACUCGUUGGGCAGCGCUAUUACAUCCUCGGGAGAUAGAAAUAUAGAGGAGGUUGAAGCUUCUCUUUCCUUACUUUUUGCUUAUGGAGAAUCAUUGACUGAUGAGGCGAUAAGGACCGGUGGUGGUCUGCUCGGAGAGUUAAUCCCGUUGCUCUUGACAACAAGAUUUACGUGCCAUUCAAACAGACUCGUUGCAUUUGUGUAUUUGGAUACGGUAUCGCGAUACAUGAGGUUUGUAUCAGAGAAUGUGCAGUAUAUUCCAAUGGCAUUGGGUGUUUUUCUCGAUGAAAGAGGUAUACAUCACUCGAAUGUCAAUGUGAGCCUGAGAGCAAGUUAUUUAUUCACUCGGUUUGUGAAAUUGCUCAAAGCGCAGCUCGUGCCUUACAUUGAGACAAUCUUGCAGAGCCUACAAGAUAAGGUUGCCCAAUUUACUAGAAUCAAUGUUGCUUCGAAGGACCUUUUGGGAUCGGAAGAUGGCAGCCACAUUUUUGAGGCUAUUGGCCUUUUAAUUGGGAUGGAAGAUGUGCCGUUUGAGAAACAAUCUGAUUAUCUUUCUGGACUGCUUACUCCAUUAUGUCAGCAGGUGGAGAUGGCUCUUUUAAAUGCCAAAUCUCAUAAUUUUGAAGAGUCUCAAGAGCAGAUUGAAAUCAUCCAACGCAUAAUUAUGGCCAUUAAUGCUCUUAGCAAGGGAUUCAGCGAACGACUUGUAACAGCUAGUCGCCCUGGAAUUGGCCUUAUGUUUAAAAAGACGUUGGAUAUUCUCCUGCAAAUACUUGUUGUCUUCCCGAAGAUAGAGCCCCUACGGUCUAAGAUCAUAUCUUACAUUCAUCGCAUGGUUGAUACUUUGGGAGUUUUAAUAUUUCCGUACCUUCCAAAGGCAUUGGGUCAGUUGCUAACAGAAAGUGAGCCCAAGGAGCUCGUGGAUUUUUUUGUGCUGCUUAAUCAGCUCAUCUGCAAAUUUGGUACUGAAGUUCGGGAGUUACUGGAUGAAGUAUACCCGAUCAUCGCUAGUCGGACAUUUAAUAUUCUCCCCAGGAGUGAUACUCUGUCUGGACCAGGCAGCUGCGCAGAGGAAAUUCGUGAACUGCAAGACCUUCAGAAAACAUUCUUUACAUUUUUACAUGUUAUUGCGACACAUGAUCUUUCGGCAGUUUUCCGAUCCCCUAAAAGUAGUGGAUACUUGAAGCUUUUGAUGGACCUAUUAUUAUCCACAUGUUGCAAUCAUAAGGAUAUUCUUGUGAGAAAGGCUUGUGUUCAAAUAUUCAUCAGGCUGAUUAAAGAUUGGUGUACUGCGCCUGACCCGGAAAAGGUGCCUGGUUUCCGUAGCUUUGCAGUUGAAGCGUUUGCAAUUAAUUGCUGCCUAUACAGUGUGCUGGACAAAUCUUUUGAGUUUCGUGACGUAAAUACUAGCGUCUUGUUUGGUGAAAUUGUUACGGCUCAGAAGGUCAUGUAUGACAAAUUUGGGAACGAUUUUCUUGUCAAUUUUGUGUCGAAAGGUCUUCCGAGUGUCCGUUGCCCUCAAGAGCUGGCGCAGCAGUAUUAUGUGAUGCUCCAGGGUAAUGACUUUAAGGCGCUGAAAUCGUUCUACCAGAACCUCAUAGAGAAAUUGAGAACGCAACAAAAUGGCAGCUUGGUGUUCAGAUAACAUAACAAUUGAUCUAUCUGUUUUUGUCGGUCUAAGUCCAAUUCUGCUGUUCUUGUAUAUUGAUUGACAAUUUACAGAUUUCUUUCAUGUGCGUGUAUAGUAAUAUAUAUAUAUAUAUAUGUUCAUCAAUGGUGGUUGGUCGGAGUGAGCGUCGGCAGCAACAACAGGCGAUAAGGCGAGUUUUGUGAACCCAUCAUCCAUUAUUAUUACUACAUGUUUUGUCUGGAUGACGAUGACGAUGAUGAUGAGUGUGUUUGUAAGGAAGGAAGGAAGGAAAGGGCGUAAGUAACAGUUUUGUGUCGAUGAAUGUUUGUUUGUUUGUUUUUUUAGUUAAUUUAUGGAUUAAGACUGCAUUGACUCUGUCUGGAGGGCUUUUUGCUUUUGCUUUUGCCUUUUGAUUAUCAUAGCGAUCCAUUUUGGUAAUUAAUUAGUAAUGCUCAA